Molecule: messenger RNA, 381 nt
Organism: Heterobilharzia americana
Lineage: Eukaryota; Metazoa; Platyhelminthes; Trematoda; Strigeidida; Schistosomatidae
Source: the annotation of a GenBank genome assembly
AUGCAGAAAUCUCUGGUAAACAAAUAUGAAGUUGUGAACUCUGAAUUCCCAAGCAUUUUUGAUAUAAAUGAUCAAGCUGCUCUGUACUUUCAAGGUUGUGCAGCGAAUUUAGACUGGUGUGCCGGACUUGGCAGUUUCUUGUUAGCGGGACAUAUAAAAAAGGGAAUGAGACGUAGACGACGUUCUGAUUCUGAAGAUGAAGAUGACCUCAGGGCAAAAAGAGACAAAACGGAGCAGGAUACUAUCGAAUCUCUCAUUUAUCGAAUUGGAUUUAAGGACCUUUCCAACAUUGAGAGAGAUAUUGGUGAACUCGCGACAGUCAUUUUGACUGAUGUUCCUAAAAAUGGAGAAAAACUCUUAAAGUCUUGUGCAAUUGCGUGA